Molecule: messenger RNA, 1506 nt
Organism: Vitrella brassicaformis
Lineage: Eukaryota; Vitrellaceae
Source: the annotation of a GenBank genome assembly
CUUUCCCUUUCGUUGACCCUUUUGAUCCUCUUCAGGUCGACGACCGCAUCUUCUUGGUGCUUUCAUCUUGUCCACGUGAGCUGUGAACACCAGAAUGGUGUGUUCGAGGACAUCGAGGGGUGAAAGCCACACAACAUGACACACCAGGCUUCACGCAUACCACGGUGUCUUCUCUAUCGGAUUGCCUUCACAGGACUCUCGCUGCGGAGGCGCUAGAGAUCCUGAGAGAGCGAGGAGGAGGCUCCAUACAGGGGCAACAGAUGGGCGUUCUCCUGCAGGCACGGGCUCCCCUGCCAUGCUUCGCAAGGGCAAGAACACUCCUACUCUCUGCCUGUCCCAAGAUCUCGAUCCAACGGCGUGCAGAUGGGCAGCCUGUCUACUCGUUGGCUGACUGCGAGACUACUGUCGUGAAGGAGUCGGUGGCCAUUUUGAGGGAGCGAGGAGGGGGGCCUGUGGAUGGUAUUCAUAUGGGCAUUGCUCUGAGAAGCCGUUUGCCUUCCGCUAUAGAAUCGAAAAAGCAUUCCCUGGUGGAUGUGCUCUCCAAGUCCUCCGAAAUCGUGGUUAUGAGGCGGAAUGAUGCGGCGAGGCAGCCGGUGUAUCAAUUGCGGGAGCGGCCAGUGAGCUUGUCAGCGAGCAGCAGCGAGGAUCAUGGAAACGUGUGGCAGGGGACUACCUCUUCUUCCUCUUGUGAUCACGGGCCUUUUGCGUGUUCUGAUGAUGCGGGAGUGCACCCACUAGCGUAACUAACGAUCUACAGGGGGGUAACAGUACAGAUGUUCAGGUGCGAAGAAGCGAGGCCCUGUACUCUCGUCUCCUCGCCCUUCCCCUCUCCUGUUUCCCCGAUGAUCGACGCUUCAGAUGCCAAAUAGACGGCGCUGUGCGAUUUCUACUCGAUUACAGUAUCUACACAAGUACUGCUCUGGUCCUGCAGUAUCGAGUUGUUCGUCGGUUGCUUGUGGAUGCAGGGUAGGUGCCCUCGCGACACAGCAAGUGUGUCACUUUCCGGCCAUCCAUUUCGUGUCUGUCUUGUACACGCUGUCAGGAGCCAAUUCAGGUGCGACAGGAUGCAAUCGGGGCGAUGCCUGUCACUAUGCCCACUCGCAGGCUGAACUGAAGAGUUGGAGGUAAGAUAUUGUCCAACCCAAUCGUAAAACUCAUGCAUGACUUGUCAUCGUUUUAGGGCUCUUGCUCAGGCCAAGGCGCCCCCAUGCUCCCCUAUCUUCGAGCAACAUGGGGCAGCAGAGUUGUGGAUGCAGAACCCACUGCUGUACGAGCCACUGCUCUCAAGCACACCAUGAACAAGAAAACGCAAACGACCGAGUAAGGAAAGAAAGAUGAUUGAGUGUGCAUUUGUGAAAUUUUGCUUGCAUGUUCGCAGGCCCGCUGAUGUCGCCAGUGACGCAGGUGGUGUCAUAAGUGGGUUGGAGAGGGAAAUCACAGAGUUUAGAGACAUUCAUCAUAUACACACACUCCAAGUCCAAGGCGGCCUUCGACUAUGAUCUGCCC